Molecule: messenger RNA, 4579 nt
Organism: Epinephelus lanceolatus (giant grouper)
Lineage: Eukaryota; Metazoa; Chordata; Actinopteri; Perciformes; Serranidae
Gene: ormdl3
Product: ORMDL sphingolipid biosynthesis regulator 3
Cellular component (GO): endoplasmic reticulum membrane
Source: RefSeq, a predicted model, not a curated record
GUGACGUUAGAUCAUGAACUGUGCUGUGUUGUCACCAGCUGUUGUCUGCAAGACGGUGGAAAAGUGGAUGUACCUCGACUGAUCGUGAGCCGACACGAGUCACACCGCAGCGCUCAGCAGCACGUUCACAGCCGGAACAUGGUGCCGGGUGACUGAUGGGAACACUGGAGCCUCGCCAGUCUCCCACUGAGAGUCCCAGUUACAUAACUGAAGGCAUCGAUAAAGACACUAAACUGUGAUAACGGACUAGUGCCAACACAGGUCGGAGUUGAAGCCAUUUUUCUCUGCUUAUACAGCUGGGUUCAAACUCAGACCGUUUGUACGUCCUACAGUAGGUAGGAGUGCUCUGAAGUGGCCCCACCGCCAUCAUGAACGUGGGCACGGCGCACAGCGAGGUUAACCCCAACACCCGAGUGAUGAACAGCCGAGGAAUGUGGCUGUCUUACAUCCUGGGAAUCGGCCUCCUGCACGUCAUCCUGCUCAGCAUUCCCUUCGCCAGCGUGCCCGUGGUCUGGACCCUCACCAACCUCAUUCACAAUCUGUGCAUGUAUCUACUACUUCACACGGUCAAAGGGACGCCGUUUGAGACCCCAGAUCAGGGCAAGGCUCGCCUCCUAACACACUGGGAGCAGAUGGACUACGGUGUGCAGUUCACUGCUUCACGCAAAUUCCUCACCAUCACACCUAUUGUCCUGUAUAUACUAACCAGCUUCUACACCAAAUACGAUCGGGCCCAUUUUGUGGUCAACACUGUUUCCUUGCUCACUGUACUCAUCCCCAAGCUGCCACAGCUGCACGGCGUGAGGAUCUUUGGGAUUAAUAAGUACUGACAAGGCGGAAGAGGACACCUCCUUCCUGAAGUCCCCGCGGACUGCUGAGAGCACACAGAGUAUCAGGCCUCUGAUUUGGCUGCAGAUCCAACGAGGAUCCGUGGCUCCCUGGCUCCUGACUCUGCUGAGCGGCACUCUAAAUGAAGCCUCCUGGGGAAACUGCCAUGGUACCAAACCCCAGGAAAGUGACACAAUACACUUUAAAAAGAGCACAAAGGGAACAUGUGUGUUGUGACUGUUAGUGGCCGAGACUCUUUAGAUUAAAAAGGGAGUAUUAUGAUUAUGUUCAUUUCUGUAGAAAUGACAGUUUUCUGACGUGACAGGUGUCAGGAGGAGAGGACAAUGUAGUUGCACAAUAUUAUGUGCCAUUUUACACUCUGGCACACUGAGGCUGUAAUCAAAAGUUAUUUUGUAUGUAAUGAUACACUGCUGUAUUUAUUCAGCUGCACUUCAGCGAGAUGCUUCCUCUGUCUUGAGGUUUCUGGGCUUUGAGGAGAGUAACAAUACUUUAAUGAAACAGUGAGGGACCUGUGAACUGCUGCAGAGGCGAGACACGAGAAACCACAAGGUUUUAUAUUUAGCCUUCGCUGUUCCGCUCAGGGCCAAGAUUGGGAAGUUAAGCAACUCUUAUUUUUAUCUGACCAUUUCCAUAUUUGGACUCCUCUUGUCCUGGUUUGUGUCACAGCAAAGCCUCCUGUCUGCAGAGUUGUCAAGAGCAAGAACACUCUACUGACUUAAUAUAACCAAAAGUCCUGAAAUAGGAGUUAAGAGAUAAGUAUUAUGUCCAUACUUUAUCCAUAGUUACAUUAUAGGGACUCAUGCUUGUCACUAAAAGUAGGCUACUUAAGACCUGUCACAUUAGAAUGAGCUUCUUAUGUCUGCAUCUCAGUUUGGAACCUGCAGGCAAAUCACAUACUUGAGUUACCAGUUUAUUAGGUACGCCUGUGCAGUCUAAUGCAGUCUAAUGUAGCCUUGCAGCAAAUUUCUGAGGUGUUUCUAAUAUUUUGUUCACCCCCAUUUACAAACAUGAAACUGAUAAUUUCAUUAAUGAAAACUGACUCAACGUGUUUUGUCAUGACUAAGACGAGACGAUGACGAGACGGUACCAACAUCAUUAAACACUAACUAUGACAGUAUCAACAUGCAGUAUUCUUGAUGAAGAAAAACGGGACUAAAAUGUAGUUUAAAAUCUAAAAACUUUGCUAAAACUUCAUAAUUUUUGUCGACAAAAUGAGGGGAUGAAAUAUUACAGAUAUUUUUAUUUAUUUAUUUAUUUAUUUAUUUAUUCAAUGUAGCACUUGUGUUUCCUGUGCUGCAUUCGAUAGGUCACGACUACAUCUGCAGCACACAGUGAGCACUGUCAGGAGGACUCAUAGUAAAUCAGUACCAUCAGACCACUGGACACUCUGUGCAAAGCUGAAUUCUUACACCUCCUCCUAUCAUUCAGAGGGCCAGCAAACUCUGGCGGAUGGAGCACUGAAAAGUGUUCACAUCUGUUGUAUUAUUGUAUGGAAUUACUCAAAGCUCAGUAAUCUUACAUUUACUGUUUUAAUUGUAAAAGCCUAACCAGGGACAAGGGUUGCAAGCGUUUUUUCUGAACAAGCGAAGCAGGUUAGGACAUCUUCACUGGGAAACACUGAAACAGUCUGAACUUCGCUCACUUGUUGGCGUCGCGUCCAGUUUGGAAGAGGUGUAAAUCAUUCAACCUGUGUUUUUCAUCAGAUAAUAAGAUAAAAUCAUGUGUGAAGUAACUUUGACUAACAUGACAGAAUUACUAGUUGUGACUGGACGAGACUGACUUAAAAUGUUAAUAGUUUUCUUUGAGUAAAACUACACUAAAAUAGUUAUGGUUUUCUUUGACUAAGACAGGAGUGAAAUGCCUAGACUUUUAGUUAAAUAAAACUGUACAGAGUGCUGCAGGAAUGAGUCUGAAAACCCAGAAACGAGUUAUCAUUUUAGCACCUCUGGUUCCCUCGUCUUGAAGUCAAUGGGUGUUUGGUUAAAUACCUGAGUUAAGGUCUGUGGUUAACCCAAACUCAAGAGACUUUUACGUUUUGUUCUACAACAUAAAACUAUGCAAAUGAAUACCUCGCUCCUGAAUUUUUAAGCUUUAACGUGACUUUUAAAAAAGCAUUUGUUAAUAAGUGGCUCAAUGAGACUUUAGAACAUCAUCAAGACAAACACGGCUUUACAUCCAUGCUAUGGUGGCGACGUUCAGUCAUGCAUCCGUGGUGUAGUUCCUUUGUAGCAUAACGUUAGCAUUUUACUUCUGGCGGUUGCAUUUACUCCUAAAGAAUCAUAAAAGUGGUUCAUCUGUGGAGAUAAUUUUACUAAUCAAAAUGUAACAUAUGAUAAAAGUUUGUUUGCCACAGAGCUUAUUUCCUGCAAUAAUCAGAAAUCCAAUAAAAAAGUCUCAUUGGAUUUUUGUCAAGGGAACCAGGGCGAUGCUAACUUCAAGGUUCGCCUACAAAAAAACACCAUCCCUGCAGCACCCUAUGGAAAAAAUAUCUCAGUAAAUGAACACUAAUACGAAAGGGGCAGAAUAGUAGAAACACCUCAAAAUGAUAUCCGAUUAAAAUCCACGUUGUUUAAGAACAUCAAGUUCUUCCUCGCCAGCCUGUCAGAAUCUUCUUUAGGACUCCAGGAAACUGCAGUGAUACUGUAUUAUCUGCUGAAGGGAGCUAUGUUAGAAAGCUACUCUGUAUUACUUAGUAAGAAUGUCUAAAUGGUAAUAUGUCACUGUUAAUGUCAAAGUUAAGGGAACAUUUUUGUUUUAAGUUUUACAUAUUGCUAGUCAGAUGCAUGUACAUGAUCUUUUUUGCAGUGAAAGGUGGACGUGUCCAUGAAUCAUUUCACAACGGCAGUAAACGUGAAGUAAUAAGUAAUGAUAUUAAAUUACAAGGAAACCACAACGUAAGUAAUGAGUAGCCAAAACUAUAUAGUCAUUAAAGAAAUGUGAUAAAAUUGUGUAGAAUACACCAUAAUAUUAGAAUUAUGUUUUAAACACUAUGCUGCAAUAAGAGACAAAAAGUAAAGUUAUUCUCUUUCACUAAAUGUUAUGAUACCAAUGUUUCCUGUAGCUUUUAGAGAAAGAUCUGAAGAUUGAAUAUCUUACUUGAACAUAAGAAAUGAAACUGUAUCCCAUAUUUUAUCGAAAUAUGUUUACGAAUAAUAACCCGAACAGUGUUGGCCACACAGCUGACUCUCAGCAGUAGUAUUAGCAGUAGCCAUAGUAGCAUAAAUAUUAAUAUUACUGUAGUAGUGAGAAAACCAGUUCCAUGUUUUAAAGUAGACAAAGAGACAGUUUUGAUGAAAUUGUGAUUCAUGCCUUUUCACAUUAAUUACAGCUGAGCCCAAAACAGUUCCACUUUAUUUCUUUUUGGCAGGUUGAUGUGUUUAAUUGGCGUAGUUUGUAACCGAUGCGUUGAUCCAACCAAACACGGACCAAAGAAUUGUGGGUUUGUAAAUACCAGUUGAUCUUCUGCAGCAUUCAUUUCUUCAUCAUGAUGUUUCUGAGAUAUUGUCACCAUAAAGGGCUUUACUGGUAUAAUAUUUCAUAGCACAGUGAUAAUGCAUUUUUUUUUAACAGUUCUUUGAAAGAAGGUUGAAUUGAAUGUUGAUUAAAUGUGAAUCGGUGGUUUCUGUUUGUUGAUCAGUGUAGUAGUGAGCUUUAUGAAGGAAAUGUCAAUGUGAUCCUCUGUAAGAGUGCUUGACCCCAAAUACAGUAUUUUUCAAGUAUCAUCACAAAA